Plutella xylostella (diamondback moth) is the source of this 4159-nucleotide messenger RNA. RefSeq names its product chitinase 7 (gene Cht7). The record is from RefSeq and is a predicted model, not a curated record. Gene Ontology annotation, cellular component: extracellular region. Gene Ontology annotation, molecular function: chitin binding; chitinase activity. Gene Ontology annotation, biological process: carbohydrate metabolic process; chitin catabolic process. NCBI's taxonomy places the organism in Eukaryota, Metazoa, Arthropoda, Insecta, Lepidoptera, Plutellidae.
AGUCCGCGCCUGUCUCCCACCCGCGACAGUCGACGGGUUACACUUCUCAUGAAAUAUAAAUAUAUACAUUUAUAGUUGACACAUGCGGUGACGAAGAAUUCCUGUCGCUUUUGCCGAGUGUUGUUUUUUUUUCAGUGUAUACUGUGAACUUUCAGCUGUGGUUCGUACUGUGGAUUUUGAAGUGCGUUCGUAUUAUUUUUUUCGUUGGACGUUUGGAGGGAUACGUCAAAAAUGUGGCCACCAAGUCUGCUCCGGUGGAGCGCCGCCAUACUGCUGGUGUUGGCCGUGCUCACCCCCAUAUCCGACUCAUCUGGAGCGGUGCGGCGGAGACUAAGGAAGCCCACCAACAAAGUUUCCACGUCAGUCACGUCCAGCGUAUCCAGGUCUUCCGACCAGAUCAUAUCAGCUAGUGUGAACAGACCAAAGAUACGUGGUCGGCCGAGUGUGGCCAGUCGGAAGUCUUCGGCUGCUAUAGACAACUCCGUUAACACUGAAGAUCAUAAAGACAAAGAUGGGUAUAAGGUGGUAUGCUACUACACCAACUGGUCGCAGUACAGGACGAAAAUCGGCAAGUUUGUCCCCGAAGACAUCUCUCCUGACCUCUGCACCCACAUGAUCUUUGCCUUCGGAUGGCUGAAGAAGGGAAAGCUGAGCUCCUUCGAGUCCAACGAUGAGACCAAGGAUGGGAAGACGGGGCUAUAUGAUCGGAUCAACGCGCUGAAGAAAGGGAACCCCAAGUUGAAGACGCUUUUGGCUAUCGGUGGCUGGUCGUUUGGCACGCAGAAGUUCAAGGAGAUGUCGGCUACUCGCUACGCUCGGCAGACCUUCAUCUACUCCUCCAUCCCCUACCUCCGGGACAGGAACUUCGACGGACUCGACAUCGACUGGGAGUACCCCAAGGGAGGGGAUGACAAGAAGAACUAUGUGCUGCUGCUGAAGGAACUCCGAGAGGCAUUCGAGGCUGAAGCUCAGGAGGUGAAGAAGCCGCGCCUGCUGCUGACGGCAGCCGUGCCCGUCGGCCCCGACAACAUCAAGUCAGGAUACGACGUGCCCGCUGUGGCCAGCUACCUGGACUUCAUAAACCUGAUGGCCUACGACUUCCACGGCAAGUGGGAGAGGGAGACAGGACACAACGCUCCUCUGUACGCCCCGUCCACUGACUCCGAGUGGCGCAAGCAGCUGUCAGUCGACCACGCAGCCCAUCUGUGGGUCAAACUUGGAGCCCCUAAGGAGAAACUUAUUAUUGGAAUGCCGACCUAUGGACGUACCUUCACUCUGUCGAACCAGAACAACUUCAAAGUGAACUCGCCAGCCAGCGGCGGCGGCAAGGCAGGAGAAUACACCAAGGAGAGCGGAUUCUUGGCCUAUUACGAAGUGUGCGAGAUGCUCCGCAACGGCGCCACGUACGUGUGGGACGACGAGAUGAAGGUGCCCUACGCCAUCUCCGGCGACCAGUGGGUCGGCUUCGACGACGAGAAGUCCAUCCGGCAUAAGAUGAGGUGGAUCAAGGACAACGGGUUCGGCGGCGCGAUGGUGUGGACGGUGGACAUGGACGACUUCAGCGGCACCGUGUGUGGAGGCGACGUCAAGUACCCGCUCAUUGGAGCUAUGAGGGAAGAACUCCGCGGCAUCUCCCGUGGCAAAGACGCGCAGGACGUGGACUGGGCGUCGGUGGCCAACAGCGUCAUCGUUGAGGUCACAGAGAAGCCCGAACCCAUCAAAAUCAGUCUGUCCGACGUCAUCAGCCGCGCGAAGAAGCCCACCAAGACGCUGGUUAUUAAGAAUAAUAAUGCUGCCCUGGAUAAGAACAAGAGAGAGCCCCAAGUGCUUUGCUACCUGACGUCGUGGUCGUCCAAGCGGCCGAGCUCCGGGCGGUUCACCCCCGAGAACGUGGACCCCAUGCUGUGCACCCACCUCAUCUAUGCCUUCGCCACUCUGAAGGACCACAAACUGACUGAAGGAGAUGAGAAAGAUGCGGAUAUGUACGAUAAAGUGGUCGCGCUGAGAGAAAAGAACCCUAAUUUGAAAAUCCUCCUCGCCAUCGGUGGCUGGGCCUUCGGAUCGACCCCCUUCAAAGAGCUAACUUCAAACGUGUUCAGAAUGAACCAGUUUGUGUACGAAGCUAUCGAGUUCCUCAGGGACUAUCAGUUCAACGGGCUGGAUGUCGACUGGGAGUACCCGAGGGGCGCAGACGACCGAGCAGCUUUCGUGAACCUACUCAAGGAACUCCGUCUGGCCUUCGAGGGUGAAGCCAAGAGCUCCGGCCAGCCUCGUCUGCUGCUCACUGCUGCUGUACCAGCUUCGUUCGAGGCUAUUGCUGCUGGGUACGAUGUGCCGGAGAUCUCGAAGUAUUUGGACUUCAUAAACGUGAUGACGUACGACUUCCACGGGCAAUGGGAGCGCCAGGUGGGGCACAACAGCCCGCUGUUCCCGCUGGAGAGCGCCACCAGCUACCAGAAGAAACUCACUGUUGACUACUCAGCCCGCGAGUGGGUGCGCCAGGGAGCGCCCAAGGAGAAGCUCAUGAUCGGCAUGCCGACGUACGGACGCUCCUUCACGCUCAUCAACGAGACGCAGUUCGACAUCGGCGCCCCCGCUUCUGGUGGCGGCCAAGCCGGUCGCUACACCAACGAGGCGGGCUUCAUGUCGUACUACGAGAUCUGCGAGUUCCUGCGCGAGGACAACACCACGCUGGUGUGGGACAACGAGCAGAUGGUGCCCUUCGCCUACCGCGACGACCAGUGGGUCGGCUUCGACGACGAGAGGUCUUUGAAGACUAAGAUGGCAUGGCUCAAAGAAGAAGGCUUCGGCGGUAUAAUGGUCUGGUCCAUCGACAUGGAUGACUUCAGAGGCUCGUGUGGGACCGGCAAGUACCCGCUGAUCACAGCCAUGAAGCAAGAACUCAGCGGAUACAAGGUCAAGCUGGAGUUCGACGGACCCUACGAGUCUUCGAACCCUAAUGGACAGUACACUACUAAGGACCCCAACGAAGUCACUUGCGAAGAAGAAGACGGCCACAUCUCGUACCACCCCGACAAGGCUGACUGCACCAUGUACUACAUGUGCGAGGGAGAGAGGAAGCACCACAUGCCGUGCCCCUCUAACCUCGUGUUCAACCCUAACGAAAACGUUUGUGAUUGGCCAGAGAAUGUCGAGGGCUGCCAGCAUCACACGCAAGCGCCUGCCGCUAAGAGAUAAGCUAAACUUACAAAGAGUUGAUUACUUUUAGUAUUUCUGAUCACGUUUGCUUGUAAAAUGUUUGUUACCCUUUUUUAUUUGGACUUUGUCAUUGGCUUUUACAAGUUGUGUUUGGUCCGCUAAGUUGAGCAGGUUUUUUCACGUGUUGAUGUUGAAACCAGCCCCUAUGUGUAAUGUUACUACAAGUUAAAUAUUGUGGCCAAUUCUAAAUUUAAUGUUACAAUGUUAACAUUAAAUCUUAAAGAAAAUGAUAUUUACUUUUUGACCGUGCUAAAUUUAAAUGUUGUAUUAUGGCCCCAAUAUCGGCUACGUAAUCAUAUGAAAUUGUUCAUUAUUCAAGUGAUUUCUAUAGUAAUAAUAUUACCGUUUAUAUAUAUUUUAAUCUCAAUACGAUCAAUCUACGAUGUAACCUUAAUUUUGAAUUAUAAGAGAAUUGGAAUAUUGGACAUCUACGUAACGUUAAUCGGAAUGAUUAAAUCGUGUGAUAUAAUUAUGUUUUUUGUAAAUCAUCGAGUAGGAUAUUGGUAUUAACUCUUUUGUAAUUAGAUGUAUGUAAUUAACUUAUAUUUGAACACAUUUAUUUUCCCAAAGGGAAUCAAUGUUAGCCAAAAGUGCAAUCAAUGGUAAACUAAAUUGUAAACUUCGGUGACUUUUAAUGGACAAUCUUGUCUCUUUUAGUUUAGAUUUUCAAAUAUUGCUUUCCUUUGGGACGGCGUAUUUAAUAGAUUUAGGGACUUUUAUACUUGUAAUACUCAAACCAGCUACGUUCACUGCCCUAACGAAACUGCCAGAGGAUUUUUAUAAAAAAUUAAAACAAAACGAGGAAAAUAACGACAAAUGUUUGAAAUGUGACAUUAUUAUAAGUAUAGUAAAUGUAGUUUGUAAUUUAAUUAAGUUUGUAAAUACUGUAUUUAGAUACAUAAUGAGAUAUUCGACUACUAUUAAACUUUUUUAAAAGAUA